GAGGGCCUGUAUUUAUACGUUCCUACCGUAAAAGAUCUUUCAGAAAGAAUUUCUACUCUGCUUUCCCCGUGCGCCCGCCCGCCCGAGACUCCUAUAAUAUCUCUGUAGUCUGUACGCUACGCUUCUGCCAGCUCCAGUCCACCACUUCUCCGGCCUUGGCCUAAUUGACCGGCCAUCUUUGAGAUGGCAGAUGUUUCUUCAGCGUCCCCUCCCUCGCCGCCGGCUCCUUCCCCUACCCCGUUCGCCGCGGACGAAAUUGCCGCUGCAGACGCGCGUCUGGCGCCUUGGCCGCAAUCCCCGUGGCCGGCACCCCUCCGCCUCGACGACGGCCGUCGCCCGAACCCUCUCUUCACCAUCCUGCCCGUCUCGGCGCUGGCGAUAGGCCUCGUCCUGCUCGUCGCCGUGGCCGUCAUCCUGGUAAUGACCCGCCGGGCCAAGCCCAGGCUGGCCAUGGACGCCACGAGCAGCGUCAACGGCGACGGCAAACCCGGCGCGCCCUCGUCCAGCUGCGGCAGCAGCGUCCUGGGCAACCCCCACAAUGCCAGGUGCUACGCCGCCGCCGCCGCCGGGUGUUUGUACGGCGGCGGGAGGCUGGGCCCGUUGCCGCUGGGGUUAUCGGUGGUGCAGCCGCGGAGGAGCCGGGGUGCGCAGGUGUUCACGUACAGGGAGCUGGAGCGCGCCACGGACGGGUUCAGCGAGGGCAACGUGCUGGGCCGUGGGCCGUGCGGCGUGGUCUACCUCGGCCGGCUCGGCGACGGCACCCCGGCCGCCAUCAAGCGGCUGCAGCUCGACCUCCGGCGCCAGGGCGAGCGCGAGUUCCGCGUCGAGGUGGAUCUCCUGAGCCGGAUGCACUCGCCGAACCUGGUGGGGCUGCUGGGCUACUGCGCCGACCAGAGCCACCGGCUGCUGGUGCUGGAGUUCAUGCCCAACGGCAGCCUCAAGAGCCACCUGCACCCCGGCGACGGCCACCCGCAGCAGGAGCCGCUUAAGACACCGCUGGACUGGCGGACGCGGCUGGGCAUCGCGCUGGACUGCGCCAGAGCGCUGGAGUUCCUGCAUGAGCACAGCUCCCCGGCCGUGAUCCACCGGGACUUCAAAUGCAGCAACGUCCUCCUCGACCACAACUACCGCGCCCGCGUCUCCGACUUCGGCACCGCCAAGGUCGGCUCCAACAAGGCCAACGGCCAGGUUGUCACCCGCGUCCUCGGCACCACCGGCUACCUCGCACCAGAGUACGCGUCGACGGGCAAGCUGACCACCAAGUCGGACGUGUACAGCUACGGGGUCGUGCUCCUGGAGCUGCUGACGGGCCGUGUGCCGGUGGACACGCAGCGGCCUCCCGGACAACACGUCCUGGUCUCAUGGGCUCUUCCACGGCUCACAAACCGCGAGCGGCUGGUGCAGAUGGUGGACCCGGCCCUGAAAGGCCAGUUCAUCGUGAAGGAUCUCGUUCAGGUUGCUGCCAUCGCGGCGAUGUGCAUCCAGACCAAGGCGGAGUACCGGCCGCUGAUGACGGACGUGGUGCAGUCGCUGAUACCCAUCGUGAAGAAGAGCCCCGUCAUGUCUUGCUCCUCCACGCCGGUGAGGCCCGUGCAGCACGUCGUCUACAUGAGCCCGCUGAAGCGGGGAUCAGCUGGCGACAUGUCGUAGAACACGGCCGCUUGGAUUUCCCAGUUGCGCACAUACCAUCCAAGUAACCCACGUGGAGUACGUAAGGCAGACACAUAUGAACCGAAGAGAUUCCUCCAAGAAAAAAAAAAGAACUGAAGAGAUCACAGAUUUUUUAUUUGUUUGCCGAGCUGUGCGGAGCUAAGCUUUGAUGGAGAUGGUACCUUGCUGUACCGACAACCCCAGCACAGCCAGCACCAGGUUCUUCAGGAUUUGCAUAUAUAGCAAGCCAUCUCACUUCACUUGCAGUUGCAGUACGAGCAUCGCGAUUGUGUAUUUAGUCCACAGUACAAUACAUCAUUGUAUAAAUCCUUAUAUCUGUGUACGAAAUUCUUGUAUGAAAUUUAAUGUGAAAAUGGUAAUAAAUUUAAUGUGAGUAGUUACCUUUUCCA
Brachypodium distachyon (stiff brome) is the source of this 2060-nucleotide messenger RNA. Its product is annotated as probable serine/threonine-protein kinase PBL7. NCBI's taxonomy places the organism in Eukaryota, Viridiplantae, Streptophyta, Magnoliopsida, Poales, Poaceae. The record is from RefSeq and is a predicted model, not a curated record. Bases 184 to 1650 code for a protein of 488 amino acids. The transcript has 6 exons. Gene Ontology annotation, molecular function: ATP binding; protein kinase activity. Gene Ontology annotation, biological process: protein phosphorylation.